CGGAGCUUGCCUUCCGCGCUCUCGACGACGUUCAGCUCCACCCAUCCCGCGCGCUCCUCUCGCAAUGGCCUCAGCGGGCGGUCUCUCUCGUCGCCGUGUCGGCGGCAACGCAUCCGCGAGCAACGAUGACGAUGACGACCACCGACGUUUCUCUGCCCCCAGCCCGAACGGCAGCGCGGUCACCUCGCCCGUGCACGCCGGAUCCGCUUUUGCUGGCGGUAGCAAGAUAGCAUACGAUCCGCGGGAUCUCGAGGACGCGAAUGAGGAGGCGAAGGCAGGCGGUAAGAUGCCCCGCCUCACGCUCAUGGAGGAGGUCUUGCUUUUGGGCCUGAAGGACAAGCAGGGCUAUCUUUCGUUCUGGAACGACAACAUCUCGUAUGCUUUGCGCGGCUGCAUUCUGAUUGAGCUCGCCCUGCGACGUCGAAUAGCACUGGUGAAGGAUCCGGCCCGAAAACGCCUACCCCUCUCCGAGCGCGUUGUCGAGGUCAUCGACGAGCGGCAGACGGGGGAAACCAUCCUGGACGAGACCUUGCGGCUGAUGAAGUCGCAGGAGACAGAAAAGCUCGGAAUAAACAACUGGAUUGACCUCCUUAGCGGCGAGACGUGGAACGUCAUGAAGAUAGGCUUCCAGCUCAAGCAAGUCCGCGAGCGCCUCGCCAAGGGCCUCGUCGACAAGGGCGUUCUCCGUACCGAGAAGCGCAACUUCCUCCUAUUCGACAUGGCCACCCACCCCGUGUCGGACAUCCGCACCAAAGAGUCCAUCGUCACCCGCGUCGUCUCCCUCCUCACCGCCACCACCUCCGCCGUCCCGCCCGCCGCGCUCGACAAGGAGGGCGUCCAGUGCCGCGCCCUGCGCGCCGUCUGCCUCGUCUGCGCCGCGUACACCGCGAGUGUCUUGGACAACGCGUUUGGAAGGCUGGGGUAUGAGGAGCGCGAGGAUGCGUUCGCGCGUUGCGAUGAGAUCCUCGGCGAGUUCGCGAGCUGGCCGUUCGGGGCGGCUAGCGGGGCGAGCGAGGCGGUGAGCACACCCCGUCGGCGAACGGCGACGGCGCGCAUCGCCACUGGGGGUAGCGGCGACGCCGGGCGGGAGAGCAUCCUCGGGCUGCUAGCCGAGGUGCGCAAGGAGUCGAUUGGCGGGGACGAGGAUGUGAGCUUUGAGCUUGUGGCGGGCGUGCUAGAGGUGCUCUCGAAACUGGAUUCGCUUCUAUAGACUCUUCGGCCUCUUAAUGUUCUGUAUACGAUCGAUACCUUGCCUGCGUCAGCUAUAUAUUUAUACGACUUGCGAAGGCCUUGGAGCGGAUUGGUAUGGAGUGACUUCGAAGUUUGUAGGGUGUUUGUGACUGUAAACGCUGUCUGUAGCGAUUGUUAGGCUACUUCUUAGAACUCGAAAGGAGAUAUCAAUACACGUGCGUGUAGACAGUCA
Molecule: messenger RNA, 1423 nt
Organism: Schizophyllum commune H4-8
Lineage: Eukaryota; Fungi; Basidiomycota; Agaricomycetes; Agaricales; Schizophyllaceae
Product: GPP34-domain-containing protein
Exons: 3
Coding region: 65-1210 (381 amino acids)
Biological process (GO): retrograde vesicle-mediated transport, Golgi to endoplasmic reticulum; Golgi vesicle budding; Golgi to plasma membrane protein transport
Cellular component (GO): cytosol; trans-Golgi network; Golgi cisterna
Molecular function (GO): phosphatidylinositol-4-phosphate binding
Source: RefSeq, a predicted model, not a curated record